GGCCAAUAAUUAUAAAUGGCACCUCUACCAACCGGCGCACCUACUCCUUCCAUCUCCUCUAACGCUGGCUUUAAAACUCUCCCAAAGACUAUUUGAUGCCUAACGGGGAUCAUGUUGUAGCAUCGAUGCCUGGUACGUCGUCUGCUCCGGUAUCACCUCCAAAUGGAUAUUGGGGUGUUUUUCUUGAGGGCGUUUACUGAUUAAUUAGCUUGCGAGGUUAAGGGCUGGCUUUGCUAGAGGUCGGAGAUUCGGAUCUAUGAACUCGGCUGCAGCACAAGUACAACAACCUUUCUAUCAGGAUAGCACUUGGAUGGACUAUUCUACCAUGUACCAGGCAGCUGCGCUUAUGGGAUGGAAAAAUGGAGAGAUUGAGCUUGGAUUAUCGACCUUGAGUAAUCAGCCGCAGUUGGAAGAGUUCUUCCCUUGCGAGCGGAGUUGGCCCUCAUCGUCGUCAUCACUGCCUUCUUUCUCAGGAGGAAGUCCCGAGUAUUCAUCUCUUCUUAAUAACAUGGUUUACGGUUCCUUCAUCCCCGACCCUUCAAAGGAGCUCAUCGCCAAGGUAGCAGCCCAACCAUCUCCAGCUGUUUUUCCGCCACCUCAAGCGGCUAUGCAAGCCUGUAGCCAGCGUCGUAGUGCUCGAUUUCCAAUCCUUGGAGAUGAUGACGAGGCUGCGAUCACAAGAGCGAUGAUGGCUGUCAUCUCCUCGUCGUCCUCUUCUUCAUAUUCUUCUUCUCCUCCGUUAAUAUCCCGGACACCGCAAGAGGCUCAAAACCAUCAAUUAGGGGCGUUCAAGCCUUACAACUUGGCUCUUGCUCCAAAACUUGAACCUAAGAAUGGUUCAUGCGGCCAAAAGAUGAUCAAGAAGUCCAUCUCCAUCUCUAAAAGAAUCAAUUGGUCAAGCGCCGAAGCCCGAUCGAAAGAACCACGAGCAGCAUCUAGCAAUCAGUUGCAUCAUGUGAUAUCAGAGCGCAGACGCCGGGAGAAACUUAAUGGGAGCUUUCAAGAGCUCAGGAUCCUACUUCCCCCAGGGUCCAAGAAGGACAAGGCUUCAGUUCUCACCAGCACAAGGAACUAUUUGAGUACUCUGAAAGGUCAAAUCUAUGAGCUCGAAGAGAAGAAUCGAAAACUAGAGAUGCGACUUCCUUCUACAGAUGAAACACAAGAAACUACUGGCUCGAGUGGAGGAGUAGAAGUCGAAAUUAUCAAGGCUUCUGAUCUGACGACAACAACAGAAUUGCAGCACAUCAACUUCGGAUUAACAGUGAAGGCAGAAUGCGAUAUCAUUUCACUGGUUCUCCAUGUUCUCCAAUGCCUGAAAGCAAUGAGACUUACCAGCCUGCUAUCGGUGGAUGCAUACGCUUUCUCUUCGCAAAUGAAUCUAUUUGCAAGAGUAAACAUAGAACUACAAAUCAAGGCACGCGAUUGGAAUGAGGAAUUAUUUAAGCAAGCCAUGAUCAUGGCAGUUGACGGCAUGACUACGACUUCUCCAUAAGUCUUCUCCACUGGAGUUUACGCCUAGGCUAGCUGCAUGGCAUCCAAUAGCAUUUGAAGAUGAUGACGGCUCUUUUUUUUACUUUUUUUUCUUUUUGCUAGGAAGAUGGUGACGGCUCUUCAAAAAGCCAAACCAGUACCUUUCAAGGAUGGUUAAAUGCACCUAAACAGCCUCUUAAGACUCUUAAGUUUUACCAUUAGGAAAGAGAUGGGUGGCAUCAGGUCAUCACUCGUCAGUCAUUACUGUGGAGAUAAUUUGGAGUUUAGAGGAUUGUAUUAUAUUGUGUGAAUGGAUAGCUUUCUUCUCAUUUUA
Molecule: messenger RNA, 1804 nt
Organism: Phoenix dactylifera (date palm)
Lineage: Eukaryota; Viridiplantae; Streptophyta; Magnoliopsida; Arecales; Arecaceae
Molecular function (GO): protein dimerization activity
Source: RefSeq, a predicted model, not a curated record